UCUGGGAAACUAAGUUGUUUAAACACCUCCAAACAGAAGGGGCGAAAUCGUUAAAUUAUAUUGCAAUUGGCCUUGACAGGGCAUGCACCACCGAAGAAGAACACCCGGAAGUAAAGUAUUGUUAAGAAAUCUCAGAUGGCGCGAUUCUUCAAAAACGUCAACAGACUUUGAUAUAUCAAGAUUAAUCUUCUAAAACGAGUGACAAUUGUGUACGAGUGACACAGCGUUACUGGUUAUAUAAAGUUAACGCUGGCAGAUCAGAUUUAUCGUAACGUUAGCCGGCUGAAGUGGGCUGACAGCUAGAAUGGCUAGCCAGCUAUGUUAACUUUAGCUAAUCUUGAUUUCAAUCAUCUAGCUAGCUACUGUAGUUUGCUUUCCUCCUUUGAUUUUUGUUAAUUUUGUUUAUUUCAGAUAGAAAAUGCCCUUGUCUACUCAGUCUCAGACUGGAGGUGAUAACUACGUCCUUGUAGCUAGUCUGGAUAAUGUCCGUAAUCUGUCCAACAUCUUGAAAGCCAUCACCUUCAAAGAUCAUGCCAUUUUCAAUGCCACACCAAACGGGUUGAAAGUCACUGUGGAGGACUCUAAAUGUCUGCAAGCCAAUGCCUUCAUUCAGGCUGAGAUCUUCCAAGAGUUUACCAUCAGAGAGGACUCAGUGGGGUUUCAGGUCAACCUGACCGUUCUUCUGGACUGUCUCACCAUCUUCGGGGGAAGCACAGUACCAGGAGUGGCCACUGCCUUGCGGAUGUGCUACAACGGUUACGGCUACCCCCUGACCCUGUUCCUAGAGGAGGGUGGUGUGGUGACGGUGUGUAAGAUCAACACCCAGGAGCCAGAGGAGCCCAUAGACUUUGAGUUCUGCAGCACCAAUGUGACUAAUAAAGCCAUCCUCCAGUCAGAGAGUCUGAAGGAGGCCUUCUCUGAGCUGGACAUGACCAGUGAGGUCCUGCAGAUCACCAUGUCUCCCAGUCAGCCAUACUUUAGGUUGUCUACCUUUGGGAAUUCUGGGAAUGCCCAUUAUGAUUACCCAAAGGAUUCUGACAUGAUGGAGCUGUUUCAGUGUACAAAGACUCAGACUAACAGGUACAAGAUGUCUCUACUGAAGCCGUCCACCAAGGCCUUGGCUCUAUCCUGUAAGGUCUCGGUGAGGACAGACUGCAGAGGGUUCCUGUCUUUGCAGUACUUGGUCAGGAAUGAUGAUGGACAGAUCUGCUUUGUGGAAUACUACUGCUGUCCGGAUGAGGAAGAGGAUUAGGGAGAAUAGGAAUAUUUUUUGUACAAGAAUACGAGGCUCAAGUGUUUUAGAUGUUAUUCUAAAGCAAAACUUGGCUUUUUUCACUUGGCCCUGUUAUUUGUAUUGUAUUCCUUGGCUGUGUUAUUUGUAUUGUAUUCCUUGACUGUGUUAUUUGUAAAUACUGUUGGCUCUGGUACAUGUUCAAUUUAAAGUGAAAAUGAUUCAUUGCUAAUAGUUUUUCUCAAUUAGUUGUUUGGUUUGUUUUCAGUGAAUUAAUGCUGCUCUCCCAUUGUUUGGAAGUUUACAAGGAACUUGAAACAAUAUUUGUAUAAUCAAAAUAUUCCUUCACUUUUGAUAAAUAUUUGAACAUAUUAUUAUUGACAAUAAAUGUAAAACUGGCGCUACCA
This is a messenger RNA of Salvelinus fontinalis (brook trout), 1638 nucleotides long. It is a transcript of the gene rad1, whose product is annotated as RAD1 homolog (S. pombe). The transcript has 5 exons. Bases 419 to 1252 code for a protein of 277 amino acids. Gene Ontology annotation, molecular function: 3'-5' exonuclease activity. Lineage: Eukaryota; Metazoa; Chordata; Actinopteri; Salmoniformes; Salmonidae. Gene Ontology annotation, cellular component: checkpoint clamp complex; nucleus. Gene Ontology annotation, biological process: DNA repair; DNA damage checkpoint signaling. The record is from RefSeq and is a predicted model, not a curated record.